AAAUCAACCCCGAGCAUCCCAUGAGAUUCAUCUGGGUGAUGCAGAAGGACGCGACAUCGAUGGUUUGGUAGGCGAUUGUUCCUCGUUACCCAAAAGCCAUGGCGCCCGGCACACUCCUUCCUCGCCGCCUGCGGUCGCGGAGAAUCCUGCGCGCGCUGCUGCUCCUUUUCGUGGUCUGGAACGCGGUCGAGGUGCAUUACAUUUGCCGCCGCCUGCAGCAGGCCGCGGUCCACCCGCUCCCGGGCUCGGCCAUCGCCCAGCCCGGUGCCGGCUCCGGGGCCUCGGCCUCAUCGCCCGAUGCCGGCAGUGAGAGCACCAACACCAACAAAAAUGAGGACGCAGUCAAGACGCGCCGCUGGCAGGCCGCCAUUGACGACCUCCAGAAGUCGCUCCGCCUGCAGCGCCCUCCCCGCGUCUACAUCGCGAGCCUGCACUGGAACAACGAGGCCAUCCUGCGCAGCCACUGGAACGCCGCCGUGCUGGACCUCGCCCGCGCCCUCGGCCCCGAGAACGUCUUUGUCGCCAUCCACGAGAGCGGCAGCUGGGACCGCUCCGCCGACGCCCUGCGGGAGCUCGACGCGGCCCUGGGGGACCUCGGCGUGGCCCGCGACAUCGUCCUCGACCCGACCACCCACAAGGAAGAGGUCGAGAGGGAGGUACCGCCAGGGACGCCGGGCUGGAUCCCCACGUCGCGCGGCCGCCACGAGCUGCGCCGCAUCCCGUACCUCUCGCGCCUGCGCAACCGGUCCCUGGCGCCCCUGCGCGACAUGGCCAACCCUGCCGCCGUCGCCGAUGCCACGGGGAAGGGCACGGACGUCAAGGACGGCCCCCGGGCGCGCACUUUUGAUCGCGUCCUCUUCCUCGGCGACGUCGUCUUCACCGUCGACGACGUCCUGGCCCUGCUCGCCACCAACGGCGGCAGCUACGGCGCCGCGUGCUCGCUCGACUUCCAGAAGCCCCCGUCAUAUUACGACACCUUUGCGCUCAGAGACGCCGACGGCCACGAGCACGCCACCCACACCUGGCCUUACUUCCGCUCCUUCACGUCGCGUCGCGCCAUGAAGCUCAGCGUGCCCGUGCCCGUCAAAAGCUGCUGGAACGGUUUGGUUGCGAUGCCCGCUCGCCCCUUCACAAUCGCAGAGGACCCUCUUGCUUUCCGCGGCAUCGACGACAGUCUGGCGCUGCACCACCUUGAAGGGUCCGAGUGCUGCCUCAUACACGCCGACAACCAGCUCUCGUCCACCAAGGGCGUCUUCCUGAACCCCAACGUCCGCGUCGGCUACCACGGCGAGGCCUACGACGCGGUCCACCCUCCGCCCGGCAAGGCUUGGCUAUCUCCCCUGCAAGUCCUGGUGGGCCUCUGGCGGAACCGACUCCGCCGCCUUACCACCACCCCGGCCAUCAAAGAGUGGCGCGCCCGGAAGCUGGUCGAGCAGUGGAAGAAGGAGGGGGAGAAGGAGACGGGUAGCGACGACAGCAAGAAGCCCACUCAGCGGCCAGGGCAAAAGAAACGGGAUGAAAAGGGCACGUUCUGCCUCAUCAAUGAGAUGCAGGUGCUAGUGGAGAAUGGAUGGGCCCACGUAUGAAGUUGACGGAGAGUCGAGGAAAUAAUCGAAGCCGACCUACACAGUCGGGAAAAGCAGCAGAGGGAGUGCCUCAACAGCAACUCCCCUGGCGUCAACGCCUAUCACGCCAAACGAGCUACUUUUGGACAGCACCAGUCAUCCGACGAGGGACGAUUCGGCAUUCUGCUCUGUGGGGAGUACAGAGCACCCACAUAGAAGGGAUCAGAAUGGAGCCCAAAUAUUGGACUAGAACACAAGGUUAUCGGCUACCUACGCACGGCUGGGGACAAAAGGUGGUGCAUGCGGAACUCUAUCAAAGGGUAUCGCAAGUCAGCCCAGGCGUGCCCCCGAAGAGUAUCGGUGUAUAACUAUGCAAAUCGCGCUUGGAUAGAUUGAGUUACGAGGCUCGGAUUUGAAAAUGAAUAGAGAAACUUGGAAUCGGAUCAUCACGAAUUAGCUGGUGGACUUAUAUUCAACUCGAAUUCCCGCGACUCGGUCCACGUAGGUUGGCGAUUCCCACCAG
Gaeumannomyces tritici R3-111a-1 is the source of this 2088-nucleotide messenger RNA. RefSeq lists its product as hypothetical. Bases 99 to 1586 code for a protein of 495 amino acids. The transcript is spliced from 2 exons. The record is from RefSeq and is a predicted model, not a curated record. Lineage: Eukaryota; Fungi; Ascomycota; Sordariomycetes; Magnaporthales; Magnaporthaceae.